GUUCAUAAAUGAAAAAGGACGUUUUUUCAUUUUCUUCUCCGAAUAUCCUUGCAGUUACUGUAUGUUACAAGACUCAAAGAAUAUGCUUUGUAGGUGCACCUGUUCAGCAGCGCUCUUGGACCGCGUAUGGAACGAUUUGUGACUUUGCAGAACGAGUUAAAAUUUGCAGUCAGUUGGUAGAUUAGUAGACGGACGGAAGUGGUCGUGAGAGAUUCUGAAAGAACCGCUGGAUCACCAUCAUUUUGUUCCUGUUUCUAGUGCAUAUAAUUGUUAUUCGCACCGUUGUUUAAAAUCUGUCAUCUCUACGCCUAUUCUUUUCGGCACGACAUCACGAAUGCCGAAAUUCAACUUAGAUAUCAGAUGCCAGUUGGAAAAUGUGAAGGAGUUCGUUCCGGCUUCGAUCCAAACUUUUGAAUGGCGAAUAAAGUUCAGAUGUACCGGCUGCAACGAGGAACGCGAUACGUUUCGUGUUGUGACUAUCGGGGAAAAGUUUCCACAAAGCAACAGUCGCGGUGAAUCAAACCUGGUUGAAACAUGCAAUUUUUGCGGGAACAAGGGCACAGUCGACAUACUGGAAAAGGCGGCCUCAUUUCCAUACUGUGAAGGAGAUAGCGGACAGUUUAAGUCGGUUUGCACUUUGGACUGUCGCGGACUGGAACCCGUUAAUUUCGAUUUCGGGCAUGGAUAUUGCGUUUACGCUUCUCAUUCCAGUCAAAAAUUCUCGGAUGUUGACCUGUCAGAAAAGGAGUGGACUGACUAUGACGAAAUCGCUAAAGAGUCUAUAGGGAUUAUGGAAUUAGAGCACAAAUUCGUCCGGAAGUAGUGAAAUAUAUAUGCGGUGGAUAAAAAUGAUCGUUUAUAUGUGUGAUUGUUCAAAAUUUGUGUCGUUUCAGUUCUCAAAAUUUUUUUAGCAGUGUCUAAGGCUUAAUCUGUGAUUGACUGUGUAUUCUGGGGAAACCUCAAGGUUUAAGGGAAUUACUGUAUACCUAUGUUCCACCGGUUUACAACGUUUUUAUCCAUUAACUGUCGUGAACAGCGCUUUAUACUUAUAUCAUUCUAUGUGAACGCAUUAAACAAUUGAACCAUUCAUUUCUACCACAAGA
Messenger RNA from Paramacrobiotus metropolitanus, 1103 nucleotides. Its product is annotated as CXXC motif containing zinc binding protein-like. The transcript is spliced from 7 exons. The coding region runs from base 335 to 823 and encodes 162 amino acids. Lineage: Eukaryota; Metazoa; Tardigrada; Eutardigrada; Parachela; Macrobiotidae. Gene Ontology annotation, molecular function: zinc ion binding. The record is from RefSeq and is a predicted model, not a curated record.